Messenger RNA from Spathaspora passalidarum NRRL Y-27907, 1050 nucleotides. RefSeq lists its product as uncharacterized. The transcript has a single exon. Lineage: Eukaryota; Fungi; Ascomycota; Pichiomycetes; Serinales; Debaryomycetaceae. Gene Ontology annotation, cellular component: mitochondrial membrane. The coding region runs from base 59 to 499 and encodes 146 amino acids. The record is from RefSeq and is a predicted model, not a curated record. Gene Ontology annotation, biological process: mitochondrial respiratory chain complex III assembly.
AUCAACCACAGCAAAUAACAAGCCUUGCUAAACUAAGCAAAGCCAACAAAAGCACAACAUGUCAACUAAACCAUUAUGGUACCGAUGGGCUAGAGUAUACUUUGCCGGAGGAUGUAUUAUUGGAACCGGGGUUCUUCUUUACAACACAAUCAGACCUAGUGAAGAGGAUUUAAUUGCUUCCUUCUCACCCGAAGUUCGUCGAGACUAUGAACGUAACAAGGCAUUACGGGAAUUGGAACAGCAAAGAUUGAUGGAAAUUGUGAAACAAACUGCUAAGCUGGAUGAACCAAUUUGGAAAACUGGUCCUAUCGGGUCCCCGUUUGAGAAGGAUCAACGUAAUUUAGGUCAACAGUUGGUGGAUUACGAAGGAGUAAGAAGAGAUCAAGCAUUAGACGAACUGAAAGAGGAAGUUGAAAGAGCUAAAGCUGAAAUGCGUGAAGCUGAAGCUUUGAUAAGUGGAGGAGAAAAGAAAAAGUGGUGGUGGUGGUGGUGGAAAUAAACACUGCUACUUAUAAAUGUUCUAUUAUUCCCUGUAAAUAGUAAUAUACAUAUAUUAUCUGCCCCAAAAUCCUCUAUCUCGUGACAAUGACAGCAAUAUGGAUGCACCUGCAUUGGUACCUCCAUUUUUCUGACUAUUUGCUUCAUCAACUGCAGCUACUAUUCUACUGAUAUUGGUAUCAAUGACCAUACCACCUUGCACAAUUUCCUCUAAUACAGUUUGAAGAACUUGCCAUCCAAAUACUAAAUCCAAUUCACAAACAUUGGUGAAACAUUUAUCUAAACAUUCAACAAACACUUGGAUCAAAUCGAGGAUCCCCAAUUCUGAUUCUUGAUCAUCGACAAUAAACACAAAGUAAAGAGUAGCAUAAUGACGAUAAAUCACUUUGAUGUCCUCCACAUCUUCAAGAAGUGAUGGUGGGGUUAUAAACGAACAUUCUUGUGGUGUUCGAACAGAUAUCAAUUGGUGGACUUGUUGAAGGAGAAGUCGUUGGGUGGGGAUGUCCACCUGGGUAUAGAACUUCAUUAGACGCGGCAAUCCGUCAUUAUUAA